Messenger RNA from Vespa velutina, 2556 nucleotides. RefSeq names its product signal recognition particle subunit SRP72-like (gene Srp72). Bases 52 to 2022 code for a protein of 656 amino acids. Gene Ontology annotation, molecular function: ribosome binding; 7S RNA binding; protein binding. The record is from RefSeq and is a predicted model, not a curated record. Gene Ontology annotation, biological process: SRP-dependent cotranslational protein targeting to membrane. Gene Ontology annotation, cellular component: signal recognition particle, endoplasmic reticulum targeting. The transcript has 8 exons. Lineage: Eukaryota; Metazoa; Arthropoda; Insecta; Hymenoptera; Vespidae.
CAAUCCUAUUAAUUAUAAGUUCCACGUUGUCAGAUUUGUCAAGUGGACAAUAUGACUUCGAAGGAAAGCAAUAUUUCUGCGGUAUACGCGGAAUUAAAUAAAUUAGGCCAAAAUGCAGAAUAUGAAAGAGCAUUGAAAACUGCUAAUAGAAUUCUAGGCAGUAUGCAAGAUGAGGAAGCUGCAUUUCAUUGUAAAGUAAUCUGUUAUAUCCAAUUGUCAAAAUUUAGUGAAGGAUUGCAAUUGAUAACAAAAAAUCAAAAAUUGGCGAUAAAUCUUGACUUUGAGAAAGCUUAUUGUCUCUAUCGUUUAAAUCAGGUAGCAGAAGCUUUGAAGGUAGUCGAGGGUAUACAAAAUCCUUCUUUAAAAGUAAAAGAAUUGAAAGCACAAAUAUUAUAUCGACUUGAAAAAUACGAGGAAUGUUUCACCAUUUACAGAGACAUUAUAAAAAAUUCAGACGAUGAAUAUGCAGACGAGAGAGAAACUAAUUUAGCUGCAGUUCUUGUGAAUUUGACAAUUGAAAAUUCACCUAUAGAACUUCCAUCAUUGCAAGAGGACACUUAUGAGUUAACAUAUAAUGCAGCUUGUCAAUUGAUUGCGCUUGGAAAUUUAAAUGAUAAGAGUAUGUUGGUAGAAGCAGAAAAGAAACUGAAAGCUGCAGAAAAAAUGUGUAAGGAAGGUUUAGAAGAGGAUGGGGCCACAGAGGAAGAAAUAGAAAAUGAACUUGGGAUUAUAAGAGUACAACUGGGAUGUUGCUUGCAACUCCUGGGACGUGAGAAAGAAGCUCAAACUUUAUACACAGCUGCUUUAAAAUCAAAACCAGAUGAUAUUGCGUUAGUCGCCGUAGCGAGCAAUAAUCUCGUUUGUUUGAAUAAAGAUCAAAACGUGUUUGAUAGUAAGAAAAGAAUGAAAAGUGCCACGCACGAAAGUUUGGAGCAUAAGUUGACUUCAAGACAAAGAAGAACUAUAGCAUACAAUCAAUGUUUAUUAGCCUUAUAUACUGAUCAGGGAGAACAAUGUCAACAAUUGUGUAAUAAACUUGCAAAAGAUCAUCCAGCUUUGGCAGCAGAUGCAAUGUUUGUGAAAGCUAUUCAACUUAGCAAAGAUGGUAAAGCUCAGGAGGCAGCUAAGUUAUUAUUAGAGUAUGCAACUGCUGAAAAGGAAUUGCAAAUGAAACUAGUUGCAGUUCAACUUCUUUUGAGUCAUACCGAAAGAAAAGAGGCCAUUAAUAUACUCGAGAAUUUGUCAGAAUCUGAUAGAUCGUUGCCUGGCGUAGUUAGUGCUCUCGUUACUCUUCAUAUGGCAGACAAUAAUAGGGAUAGAGCGUCAGCUGCAUUGAAAAAUGCAGUGAACUAUUAUAAAAAACAUAAGGCAACCAAAACAAAUUUAGGCGAUUUAUGGCGACAAGCUGCUGACUUUUAUCUACGUGGUGGAGAAAUUCAGGUUGCCGCAGAUAUAUUGCAGGAAUUAGUAGACUCGUCUCCAUCUGAUACGAAAACUUUGGCACAAUUAGUAGUGGCCUAUGUACAAUUUUGUCCUGCGAAAGCUCACCUUUUGUACAAAAGGUUACCACCGCUGCACGAUCUCGCAGAAACGAUAAAUGUCGACGCAUUAGAAAGUAGCAAUUGGGUUAUUGGUACAAAAGUUGUCCGAAAGAAAGUAGAACCUUCUCCUGGUAAACCAAUUGUGGACCAGACAUUAAAAAAACGUAAAACUCGCAAACGUAAAGGAAAAUUACCGAAGAACUACGAUCCAAAUGUUCCUCCCGAUCCUGAGAGAUGGUUACCAAGGCACGAACGUAGUAAUUUCAGAAAGAAACGAGAUAGAAGAAAUCGAGAUGUAGCAAUGAAGGGUACGCAAGGUGUGGCAACUGGUGCAAGCGAUCUAUAUGAUAUUACAAAAAUGCCUGUCAAUACUAAGCCUUCCCCUAAUCCUCGACAUAAUACUACCGUGGAAGUGUCUGGACCACGUCAACAACAACGUAAAGUUCAGCAAAAGAAAAAGAAGAAAGGUGGCAAAUGGUAAAUAAUCAAUGUACGCAACUAUUCUAUAUAUAUAUAUAAAGCAAUAAGUCCAUUAGGAUUGUUAUUUCAUGAAAAUAACAAUGGAAAAAAAAAAAAGCAAACUACAUUCUGUAAUAUUAUCAUAUUCAUAUAUGUAUAGAUUUUUUAUGUCAUUCAUGGAGGAAAAAAAAAGAACCAUGCAUUAUCGCUACAAAUACGUAAAAUAACUUUAUUCCAAUAAAUUCUUCCUGUCACAAGGUAUGACAGAUUGAAAACGUAACACGUAAUAUAAGGUAACACUUUAUCCAUACAUUGACUAGGAUUUUGGUGGUAUUAUAUAUGACCUUUUUUUAUUUGUAACAGUUAUAUAUAAAAAUACAAUCUAUUGUUGUGUUUCUUUUGAAAAUCUAUGGUAUUCAUAAACAUCGUGACUGUGCGUCGAUUCUCAACAUUCUUAUUUAACAGGCAUAAAGUAAAAAACAGUUUGCUUUCUAACGGAAUUAGUUUACGAUACAUAUAUAUAUAUAUAAUUCGAUGAAUACAUUUUGAAAAUUUA